ACACACACACACACACUCUCUCUCUCUCUAUCUCUAUCUCUGUUCCUCCCUCAUUGCUUCUGUCCCUCCCUCUUUCUCUCUCUCUGUCGCUCCUCGGACAGCGCACAUAUUCGCUCCUAUUGCCUGUCUUAGAGCAAGACGGAAAACGACUGGGCUGUUCAAGGAUUGCACUGACUUGCUUGCAGGGUCCCGCGGAACAUCAAUGUUCCACACCUGGACGGUUGCUUGACAGGAUAAAGAGAAGUUACCAUGACGACUGAGACCGGUCCGGAGUCAGAAGUGGGCUUGCAUGACUCUGCUUCAGAUGGCAAGAUGGCCAAACAGGACCAGGACAGCAAACUUCACGACGACCAUCGAGACGAUGCCUCAGAGAGGACGACUCCUGGCAAGAUGGCCAAAUCCCCGCAGAAAUCUGGCAAGCGGUCCAAGACCGCUCCCUUCAAGGUGACUCUGUUGGACAGUUCGGAGUAUGAAGGUGCCAUCGAAAAGAACGCUCGUGGACAGGCUCUGCUGGACAUGAUGUGUGAACACUUAAACCUCCUGGAGAAGGACUACUUCGGCCUUAUCUUCAGUGACUCAGAUAGUCAGAAGAACUGGCUGGACCCCUCCAAAGAAAUCAAGAAGCAGAUGCGCACCUCCCCCUGGCAGUUUGCCUUUGCGGUUAAAUUCUACCCACCAGACCCUGCCCAGCUUAUUGAAGACAUCACCAGAUAUUACCUGUGUCUGCAGCUGAGGGAUGACAUCCUCUCUGGCCGGCUCCCCUGCUCCUUCGUCACACACGCGCUGCUGGGCUCCUACGCGGUGCAGGCGGAGCUGGGUGACUACGACCAUGACGAGCACAGCUCCGACUACGUCAGCGACUUCCGCUUCGCCCCCAACCAGACUCGAGAGCUGGAGGAGAGGGUGAUGGAGCUGCAUAGAAACUACAGCAGGGGGAUGACUCCUGCAGAGGCCGAGAUCAACUUCCUGGAGAACGCCAAGAAGCUGUCCAUGUAUGGAGUGGACCUCCACCACGCCAAGGACUCCGAGGGGAUUGACAUCAUGCUUGGCGUGUGUGCCAACGGCCUGCUGAUAUACCGGGACCGGCUCCGUAUCAAUCGAUUCGCCUGGCCAAAGAUCCUCAAGAUCUCCUACAAGAGGAGCAACUUUUACAUAAAGAUCCGACCAGGCGAGUAUGAGCAGUUUGAGAGCACCAUCGGCUUCAAGCUGCCCAACCACAGGGCCGCCAAGAAGCUCUGGAAGGUUUGCAUAGAGCAUCACACCUUCUUCAGGUUAGUGUCCCCAGAGCCGCCACCCAAAGGCUUCCUGGUCAUGGGCUCAAAGUUCCGGUACAGCGGACGGACGCAAGCCCAGACGAGGCAGGCCGGCGCCCUGAUCGACCGCCCCGCACCUCACUUUGAGCGCUCCACCAGCAAGAGGUACCUGCUCUCCCGGAGCCUGGAUGGAGAGUUCUCCCGGCCUGUGUCUGGUCUGAGUCACGACCAGGACGGCAUGUCGCAUCGCAGCGUCAGCGAGCUCCCGCGCUCGCCCUCCGGAGACGACCUGGACCACAGGACCGAGCUGAGUACGGACCAGGAGCUGGACACCGAGUACGAGCAGGACCUGGUCCUGGACCCGCUGGACCAGGACCCUGACAGCGUCACCACGCCAACCAAGAGGAAGGAGAUUAAGGAGGAUGACGAAGCAACUCUAGAGGCUCAACAGGAGCAGGAGCUGGAGUCUACUCCACGCCACCAUCAGGAGUUCAUGGAUAAGUCGGAAGAUUUUCUCCUGAAGCACCAGGCCAGCAUCAAUGAGCUGAAGCGAGCUCUGAAGGAGCCUAACAGCAAGCUGACGACCCGGGAGAAGCGGCUGUCAGGGGGCUCCCCAGGAGGCACGCCCGAGAAGAAGGCUGAUGUGGGGUGUGCGGGGGGCAUGGAUGCCAGUAACGUCACAUCUCUGGAGGGCUUCACGCAGAAGACCCUGGUGACUUCUCCUGAGGGCUCUGAGGAAUGGGUAUUGAUUGAAAAGCAGGAUGAUUGCCAGCCAGACAAUUACCAAAAGGUGGACAGCAAGGAUAAGCCUAAUAGAAGUUCACUUUCUGAAGCCUCGGAUCCCGGCUUGGAGAGAAAGAAAGAGUCCGAAAAAGAGAUCACCAAAAUGAUACAUAUCGAAGUAACUGGGGAGGAUGGUGAGGAGAUGCAAGUCCAGAUGGAUUGUUUCCCAUCCCCAAAGCUGCCGCCAAGAGACGAGAGCAAAGAGUCGAGCAAAGAGUCAAGCCUGAAGAACAACAACAACUGCAUCAUGGCGGAGUUGUCUGCCAAAAUCAAAGGUGAGUCGAAGGAAGAGGAAUCACAGAGCGAAGCUCCACCGGAGGCGGACAACUGGCCCAGAAAUGAGAAAUCCCCUGUCCCGGCUCAAGCAGCCGAGCAUCAGUCACACCAGGUCUGCAGGGAGAAGAGACCUCUCAGUCUGAACUUAGGCAUGUCGACCGAGUUUGUGUACGAGAAAGAGACGGAUAGUCCAAGUGGCAAAGACGAGAGCGAAGUGUCCGACGAGGAAAACGCAUCAGUGGGUGAGGAAGAUGAUCAGGCCGACCUCCACGAGAGCCCAUUUAGGAUACAGAUGAAAAGGGAGCCUGUGGCUAUGAAGAUGAACAUUAGUAUGAAUGAUGAGGACACAUCAGUGACUGCUCCCGCUUCACAGGUCCAAAACAAAAACAGGGUAACAGAUGAAUGCAAGAGCAACAUUACUCGGGGAAGUCUCAUGUUUGAUGAGUCGAAGAAACAGGGAGAGAAUCUGACAAAAACAAAGAGAGGGGAAGACACAACUUGCGUAGAUUCGGUCAAAGGAGCGGCGGAUGUUGGAGGACGAAUGGAGAUCGUCUCGCAGAAGGAAGUCACAAAAAUGAUCAUGAUUGACAGCGAGGACAACGUAGGGCACAAUGCGAACAAACUGACGAACGACUGGACGGUGAACAUUUCACGGAGAGACAGGCCCAGGUCGUACAUGUUUGAAGAGGUUCAGUCCGACAAAGCCCAGAAGAGGAAAUCUACAGGCUCCGCUCAUGUCGAAAUCACACGGAUCGUUCCACUGAAACCCGAGAGGUCCAAGAGUUCCUCUUACCGAGACGAGGUAGACAACAGCUUCAAAGCGGAUGAAGAGUGCAAACGACUCAGCAGUAGCUUUAAAAGAGAGUUCAUUCCAGUGAACGAACUACCAGAACAAUCCACCGACAUCAAUAGGAACGACAUCUGGCCUUCCAGUUUUGCAGAGAGGCCCUCUGCUUCCAGCCCCGUUCUGACCAAUCCAUAUCCAGUAGGGUCACCUAAGUCCCCGACCAUGAUGGGUCACUCCGUCUUUCAGAGCUGGGAGGAGCAGUUCCAACCAAAGGAGAGAACUUUUGGGGACGACCUUGCAACAAGACUGCACGGGACGGGCGGCUCGAGGGACGACCCGUUUCAGUUUGACCAAGGUGCUGCUGGGGCCCCACCUUUCAGCCCAAGGGCCGCUGGAUACAACAAGAAUGCUCCUCCGACCCCCCCGGUCAAAACGAAGAAGGCCCGGGAGUCUGGGCUCAUUCUCCGCAACAGCCGCAACCCCGGCAAGGACCCUGGAGUAGACGGAGCAGCCGAGAGGAGACAUGCGGAGCCUCUGUCUACCCCUGCGAUCAAUGAAGAACAGCUAGCUGAGGCUAAGAGGGAACCCUGGGAUAGGCGACCGAUCUCGGCCUCCGACCUGGAGGAGCAGGAGCGUGACCGCGAGCAUGAGCGCGAGUCGGUCUUCAUGAAGGACGCGCUCCUAGGCAUCGAGCGGAAGUGCUCCAGCAUGACGGUCAGCUCCACGUCCAGCCUGGAGGCGGAGGUGGACUUCACCGUCAUCACCGACCUCCACCCGGGCACGGAGGAGUUCUCGCGGGGCUUGAGUGAGCUGGCUGAGAGGGGCGGAGGAGGAGAGGGGCAGCCGGAGGUGGGCUGUGAUGACUUUGAGGAAACGUCUCAUUUCUACUCUGCCCGCCUGAUGGGGCAGGAUAAGCCCCCUGUAGAACAGCGCCCCCUAGAGGAGAGAGGACACCACGAGGUAGACGCUCCUCCUGUGGCAAGGAAAGACCCUAAUGCUGUGAGCAUCGCCCACUCGCUGCGGAGGGCUGAGGUCAAAGAGGAGCCCCAUUCCAAUGGUGCAGAAGUGCCCCCCACCAUCAUAGACAUCUCAGAACAGCAAACACAAGGUGAAGUCAACUGCAUGGAGACAAAGUUCUCCAGCACUGACGACACUCAACCACAAGAGGGCGACAUGAGCCAGGAGGAUCACGGAGACAAGGAGGCUCCUCCACCUAGCAGAGAGAAUGGGUCUCCAGUAAAAGCAGGCUCUCUAGGGAGAGACUCCGCAGUGUCCCCUCUCACUGUCACCACGGAAAAUGUUACCUCAGCAACCACCACCCAAGUAACCAAGACAGUGAAAGGGGGUUACUCAGAGACCAGGAUUGAGAAAAGGAUAAUAAUCACAGGAGAUGAUGACGUUGACCAAGAUCAGGCACUCGCCAUGGCGAUCCAGGAAGCCAAGCAGCAGCACCCUGAUAUGCUGGUGACAAAGGCGGUGGUUGUUAGGGAAACAGAAUCUUCAGAGGAGAAACACAGGACGCCGGAGUCCUGAUGACCUGAAUCAGCUCCAAGGAUCAGGGACGGGACACAAACCCUUCAGGGUCCUCGCCACCACCGCAUCACAACCUCCAGACGAUUAAUCACAAUACAACGCACCAACAAUACCCACCAAACCACAGGGCCUGCAUCCAGAAAAGACCUCACCCCACCUUCUCCCUCCCUCUACUCGUCCUCAGCCUGGCGCAGUCUCCGUGCUAUUGUUCCUCCAGCCAGGAGCGAAUAGGAAAGACUCUCCGACCAAUCAUGUUCCUGCAGCCAAGCACUCCAAGCACUCCAUCAUGCAGCCUCCAUUCAUCCCGUCACUUCACAUCACGUCACAUCCAUGUCCUCUCGGCAUCUGAAAUGUAUCUGAAAGUGUUCACUGUCUCUCAAUGAGUUUGCCCAUUGUUUAUAUAGAUUUGGAUAGAAUACUGCUUGCUGAAUACUGAAUACUGCACUAUUAUUAGGGAGGGGUGGCUGGUUGUGGAAUCCAAGACAAUUCCAUAGAGCAAUUGCAAUUGCAUUCCAAUAAGAACAGGUUCAUGUACUCUACAUACAGUCUGUCUUCAUCUCCAAGUGUUGUCCUAUGUGUGUCAGUAUGCCAUUAUACACAGCUUUAGCACUGGAUUGUCCUGUUGAGUCUCACAGUCAGCAAACUGCUACACACACACACACAACGACACACACACACACACUCACAAAUACAUCACUCUUCUGAAACAGAUGGAGGUUACAAUCAUUAUCCCAAAAAAAUAAUUAUAAUGCUGAUGAGGACUGAGCAAUUUGUAAAUAUCUUACUUUCUCCUGAAAGUAGUUACAGAGAUAAUCAUCCAUCACGCUGUCCUGACAGUCUUGUUUGAGGAGUGUGCUGGAGGUGUACAGUCGACCCCCAUUCAGGAGGGUCUCUAGAUCGUUGGCCAGCCUGUAAAUGCCUGUGAACCAGUGAGACACUGUAUUCUACUGCUGUCUUUUUAGCUUUUUAAAGAUUUUUUUAAACUAUAGACUGUCCAGUGCAAUAUUUGGUUGUAAAUGACAAACAUGUAUCAAUUAUACGGUCACUUCCACACAUGCAUGAGUCAAAAAAAUGUUAAAAUAGCCAAGGAGAGUGAGAGGAGGGGGGGGGGGGGAUAAGAGACAGUCUUGUCAUCUCUAAAGGUCCAUGACACUUGCCCCAGCGAGGCAAGAUAUGCUGUAAAACACUCUCUCAGAAAAACAAGUUUAGAUUGUGCAUGUCACAGCUGUAAAGCGAACAGAAGAAAGAGUUUCAUACAAAGACAUGACGGCCAGAUUACGCAGGCACUUCUACUGUAUGUUAUUGGACACUCCUCGCUUUGUUUGGCAUAUAGAAUGGUCUAGGAGGGUUUGGGGGCAGUUGCCAGGAAGAUUACGUAGAUGCAGACACUGUCAUUUUUGCUUUUGAAGAAAAGCUAAUGAAAGGGAAAAAAAAAAGGAUAUUAAGAUCUCUCUCUAUCAUAUUGUUUGCUCAAUUUGCAUUUGAAUAGUUUAUUCGCAAAGACAGGUAUCUCCAUUUUUGGGAAUUUUCAUAAAGAAUAUGUUUGAGGUUAUGUUUGAGGUUGUGCAUUCCAGAUGAAUGAGAACCUGGAAUACACAAUACAAAAAUUUGAUAUAUGAAAAUGCAUAAAAAUGGAGAUACCUGUUUUUUGCAAAUAAACUCUUCAUUUAAUCGUUCAUGUUGCCAUUAGUUGAGCAGACAGACAGACUGCUAUAUAGUGUAGGAAAUUCUCCCAGCCAACAAACACAUGGUCUUACAAUAAAUGUUUUAUCUAAUAAUACUAUUUAAAUGUGAGUUUUUUUAUUUUCUAUUUUGAAAAUUUAAGUUGUUUUUAAGUUAUGGUGUAUGAAUUUGAUAUUGUAUUUAUACGAAUGGUGAAUGUGAGGCGUCUUCUCCCCUAGCAUAAAACUCGAAGCACCUGUUAUUUCACUCUUUCUAUGGGCGGCAAAGGCCUGGAUUCAUAGUGGCACAUGAGCAUUUCAGCACUAUAAUCUUGCCACAACAGCCAGGUGAAGAAGUCCGUAGAUAGAAAUAUUAGCUGACAGAGGCUUUGUGUUCAUCCCUGUCUGGUCAAAUCUAUACACGGGUAAAAACAAAUUCUUUGCCUUUCGGAAAAUGAAGCGUAAUCAAUGUUGGAUGAAAAAGAAUGAAAACAACUGCUGGAAAAUACCCCCUGUUAUACACUAUGCAUUCAUCCCAGUGUAACAAAAGAAAAAUACUUUGAUCAGACGGCAGAAGAUGAAAGAUAACAAAGAAAGAUACCCACAAUAUGCCUCUAAAUAUGCCUUCCUUUGAAAUACUGUGAUUCAUACUGCUGACGAUAUUUGCAAUAAUUAUCUCUCAUUACCAUCUUGCUAAGUAAGAACCAUAGCAAUGAUUUCAGUUUAAAAGAUGAAACUGUGAACAAAAAGGUUUGGGGAAAAAAAAAAAAAAAAUGCUUCACUGGAAGUGGUCUAAAUUGGUUGAGUGGAAAGAAAUGUAUGCAUGCGUUAAUCUCCGUAAUCACAGAUUUACUUAAAUUUCAGCCCAACAUAUGCUGUGUAAAAAGCGGGACGGCUUCAUGGCUCUAGUUUACCUACUGUUCAGUGCUGUCUCUGUGAACUAGUCUACUAACCCGCCAUGCUUAUUUGAGUUUGAUGUUUUUAAUGUUUGCCUUUUCUUUUCUUUUUUAUCUUUUCCAAUGACACUGGAGUCCUUCAUUGCCUUCUCAUUGAUUUGUGGGCAAUGGGGUUUUUCUCUUAGCGGUGACACUGCCAGGAAUCUCUUUGGAUUCUCUGUGGUGUCGCAUUAUUGGAUAAUCCCUCUUUAACUUGUGAAAAAAAAAUAUGUUUACCUGCUAUAAACUUGGGGAAGGAGUUUUCUGUUUGUACUUCUGGUGGUGUGUUGAUGGGAGGACUGGCUAAAACAUGUUUGGCUUAAAUCUCUAUCCAGAUAUUUAUUGAAUUUACAUUACCUAAUAUAUUACUUUUUUUUUUAAAAUUGUGAUGGCAGAUGUCUUGCCAUGGAGAUUAUGCGAUUUCCUACGAGAGACAGCACAGGCUCUAAAUGUAACGCACUGUAACUACACAACUGUGAGUGGCAUAGCAUUGUCAUAGCAACAUUGGGUGCCUUACCAUUUCAAGAGUAACUGCCGCUGGAAUGGAAUGAGAUAUUCCAAUGAGAUAUUUAUUAUUACAUCCUGACCUUGUUAUGGCUGGUCUUCGAGACUCCCAAAUGUCACGCAAUGGUAAGGCAAAGUGCCUUCAUUUCAGUGGGUCUGAGAAUUAGCUGACAUUCAUUGUUUAAGUGACAGUCCUACGGCGCAAAAGCACCCCCAGACAGUAGGCUGCUGUCUCUCUCCCUCUUCUCUGACCUGACAAGUGCUGGUGCAUUAACUGAUAGAGAGCAGAUUGUGAAGGCUUGUGCUUGGUGCAUGGCAUGAGGUAUUGAAAACUCUUCAAUUCUUUAGUGCUCCUCCCUUCAAUUCACCCUUGCCAAUCCACUGGCUUUACAGCGCCCCCUAGUGCUUGAUGGUGUGUUCUUGCUGUAUUUGCAUUCAAUCUAAAUGGAAUACAUGCAUACAUUAAUAAAUGUCUCAGUUAAAAAUG
Clupea harengus (Atlantic herring) is the source of this 8219-nucleotide messenger RNA. Its product is annotated as band 4.1-like protein 1. The transcript is spliced from 26 exons. Gene Ontology annotation, cellular component: cytoskeleton; plasma membrane. NCBI's taxonomy places the organism in Eukaryota, Metazoa, Chordata, Actinopteri, Clupeiformes, Clupeidae. Gene Ontology annotation, biological process: actomyosin structure organization; cortical actin cytoskeleton organization. Gene Ontology annotation, molecular function: structural molecule activity; actin binding. The coding region runs from base 250 to 4632 and encodes 1460 amino acids. The record is from RefSeq and is a predicted model, not a curated record.